Messenger RNA from Galleria mellonella (greater wax moth), 722 nucleotides. RefSeq lists its product as uncharacterized. The transcript has 3 exons. Bases 128 to 679 code for a protein of 183 amino acids. Lineage: Eukaryota; Metazoa; Arthropoda; Insecta; Lepidoptera; Pyralidae. The record is from RefSeq and is a predicted model, not a curated record.
UUUUUUGGGGUUAUAUUAAUGUUCUUUUCUUUAUUUUUUUUUGUCUUAUAUUGAUAUAUCCACAAUUUAAAGAUUUGUAUAGUAGAUGUACUAGCCUUUUAAAUAAUUUAUUACAGUUUCAAAUACAAUGUCAAUUAUCGUCACUAAAGCAGCGUUAGCACUGAAAAACUCCGAAAACAAUUUUCAGUUCGUAAAGUUUGAAUCGCAUAAACCGAAAAAGAAAGAAACUGCUAUUGAUAAUGAAAAAAAUGAUACGAAAACCUAUCUAGGCCAAAAGUCCAAAAAAGAUUUAGAUCUGAAAAAAAUAAGACAUGAAGUGGUUAAAUUCGGCAUGUCUGGAUUUGAUUCGACGAAAAAAGAGGAGGCAAAAAUUGCCUUAGCAGUGAGUUUAGGUGCAAAACCACCUAAACAGAAGUACAUCAAUUACAAAGAGUUAAUGGAGAAGAGAAAGCAAGAGAAACAGCAAGCGAAAGAUGAGAAACAACUGAUGGUAUCCAAGACUUUACUGAAGACUAGUGGCAAGAAAAAAAAGGCUAAUAAUGACGUUGGACAUUUUUUGAGUGGAUAUGGAAAGGUGCAGAAGAAAGAUUUGAAAAAAGAUGAUAACAGUAGUAAGAAGAAAAAGAAAAAAAAAAUAAAGAUUAUUAUAUUUGUAUGUAUUUUAUCUUGUAAAAUAUAAUAUGUAAAUAAGAAAAGCAUUUUUUGUGGUUGUAUAACUCUAA